AUGUGUGAAAUAGUUGUGGGAGAUGUGGUUUGCUUAAAGACUGGAGAUGAAGUUCCAGCAGACGGAUUGUUAGUGGAAGGGAAUAACCUGCAGGUAGAGGAUGUUGAUCAGUGUGGUGAGACCGUACAAGUGGAUCCCGAUGAAAAUCCAUUUCUGUUUUCUGGAUCUAUUGUGGUCAAUAGUGAACAUAACGAAUGCAAGAUGAUGGUCACUACAGUUAGCAUGAAGGCAAAGUGGUGCAAAAUGAUGAGCCAAGAAAAUUGCGAUUCAAGUGAGAAUUCCACAAUGCAAGGUCGAGUACACAAUUUCACUCUUCCAAUAUGUUUGAAAGUGAGUCUGCCAAUUGCUUCAAUUGGUUUUCUAGUCUUUCUCAUCAGAUACUUCACUGCGAACGCCAAAGACGUUAAUGGAGAUCAGGAAUUCAAUCAUAGUCACCUUGAUAAUAACUUUUGGGAUUCUUCGGUGUUGGACUUUGUAGGAACUGCUUUUACAAUUGUUGAGUUUACAAUUGCAGAAAGCUUGCGAUUAAGCGUGCCAGUUACCAGUUUCUAUUCAAAGAAGAGAAUGAUGGUUAACGUGGAAAUGGUGAGUGAGCUCUCCGGUUGUGAGAAUAUGGCAUUUGUCACCACCAUUUGUACCAACAAAACGGGCACUCUCACCAUGAACCAAAUGGAGGUCAAAAAGUUUUGGGUGGGAAAGUACUCUUUGGAAGGGGAAGCUUACCUUUCAAACGCUUCUAAUUGUUUUAAAAUUUUUCUGGGAGAGGGAAUUGCUCUGAACACAAGUAGUGCUAGAAAUUGUACUCCAACAGAUAAAGCAAUUCUUUCAUGGGCAGUUCAUGACUUGAACAUAGCUAUGGGAGUGAAAAGCAAGUGUAUAGUUCUUAAUAACACCGCUUUCGAUUCGCAGAAGAAACGAAGUGGGGUUCGGAUGAAGAGGAUAGAAGAGGUAUACAGCACAGUGCAGCAUGUUCGUUGGAAAGGAGAAGCAGAUAUGAUUCUAGAAAUGUGUUCCUGCUACUAUGACAUUUCCGGAACCAUCAACGAUCUUGUUGAUAGACAAAAAGUGGAAUUCCAAAGAAUCAUUCGAGGUAUGAAGGAGAGCGGCCUCCAUUGCAUCGCUUUUGCACACAAUUAUGUCACGGAAGGAAAUCAUAAAACGCUGAAACAAGAUGGCCCGGUACUAUUAGCAUUGGUUGGUGUGAAAUACCCAUGUCGUCCAGAAAUGAAAGAGGCCGUGGAAGGUUGCCAGGAUGGAGGAGUAGAUGUCAAGAUGAUCACCGAAGACGAUGUUUCCGCGGCGAAAGACAUAGCCAGAGAGUGUGGAAUACUAGUGGAUCCAGAUGAGGACGGAGCAGUAAUAACAGGUGAGGAGCUCCGAGGCUACUCUCUAAUUAGAAGAAUGAACGAAGUUGACAAAAUCCGAGUCAUGGCAUGCUCAUCUCCUGAAGAUAAACUACUAAUGGUGAAAACAUUGAAGGAAAAAUAUCACAUCGUUGCAGUCUUUGGGUAUAGCACAAAUGAUGUAUUGGCAUCGUUAGAAGCUCAUCUAGGAAUCUCCAUGGGAAUUCGAGGCAUGACGAAGAGGUUGGCAAGAAAAGCUUCGGUAUGGUAA
Messenger RNA from Ziziphus jujuba (common jujube), 1614 nucleotides. Its product is annotated as calcium-transporting ATPase 12, plasma membrane-type-like. The record is from RefSeq and is a predicted model, not a curated record. Gene Ontology annotation, cellular component: intracellular membrane-bounded organelle. NCBI's taxonomy places the organism in Eukaryota, Viridiplantae, Streptophyta, Magnoliopsida, Rosales, Rhamnaceae. The coding region runs from base 1 to 1614 and encodes 537 amino acids. Gene Ontology annotation, molecular function: P-type calcium transporter activity; nucleotide binding. The transcript has a single exon.